Messenger RNA from Dipodomys ordii (Ord's kangaroo rat), 2211 nucleotides. RefSeq names its product ELMO/CED-12 domain containing 3 (gene Elmod3). Lineage: Eukaryota; Metazoa; Chordata; Mammalia; Rodentia; Heteromyidae. The coding region runs from base 301 to 1467 and encodes 388 amino acids. The transcript is spliced from 12 exons. The record is from RefSeq and is a predicted model, not a curated record.
GCUGCACACAAACGACGUUGCCUGUGGCUGGGAACCAGAUGGCAAUCUGAGAUCCCCAGGGUCCCCAAGGCCACCCAGGAGCAGAGGCUUCAGAGUCUCCAAGGACUUUGUCUACUCACAUCACCCUAGUGAUGGCACAAAGGGACUGUUUUCCUACUUUCAAUCUUAAUGACUGCCAAGAAGGAAGGCAAAGGUAGAGCAAUUGGAUCUACUGCUUUCCUCAUAGUUUCAGAUCUCAGACUCUAUAAAACUCCUUCUGAGCCUAAGGAUAAAGCCUACCUGAACAAAUGAUUCUGCAUCAUGAAUGAAAAAUCUUGCUCUUUCCAUAAUGAGAAAGAAUUAAGAGAAGAACAGGUUGAAGGCAUGUCUGAUGGCUCUUCCUCACAAGACAAGGACAGCAGUGCUCUUGCAGCUUUCAGAGGAAUUCCUAUCUCAGAGUUGAAGAACCAUAGCCUUCUCCAGGCUUUGAGAGCUGAAGCCAAUGGAUGGGAACCAGCCGCUGUGAGUGCGGAGGUACUCAGAGCCCAAGAAGAAUGGGAAGCCGUGGACACCAUCCAGCCAGACACAGGUAUCUUCCAUUUUGCCCCUGGGAGCCAGGCCAGCUCAGACCAUCCUGGACAGCUCGUCUCCUUCAGUGAAGCUCUGCAGCACUUCCAGACUGUGGACCUCUCCUCCUUCAAGAAAAGAAUCCAACCAACUAUUCGUAGGACUGGGUUUGCUGCUCUCCGGCACUGCCUCUUUGGACCUCCAAAGCUCCACCAGGGCCUUCGGGAAGAAAGGGACCUGGUCCUGACUAUUGCUCAGUGCGGUUUGGACAGUCAAGAUCCAAUGCAUGGCCGAGUUCUCCAGACCAUCUACAAGAAGCUGACGGGCUCCAAGUUUGACUGUGCCCUCCAUGGAGACCACUGGGAGGACCUGGGCUUCCAGGGAGCAAAUCCAGCCACAGACCUGAGAGGGGCGGGCUUCCUUGCCCUCUUGCAUCUGCUGUACCUGGUGAUGGACUCAAAGACUUUACCUAUGGCCCUGGAGAUUUUACGCCUGUCUCGUCACCACAUCCAGCAGUUUCCUUUCUGUUUGAUGUCCGUGAAUAUCACACGCAUCGCUAUCCAGGCCUUGAGGGAGGAGUGUCUCUCCAGGGAGUGUAAUCGGCAACAAAAGGUUAUCCCAGUGGUAAACAGCUUCUAUGCCGCCACUUUCCUCCGCCUGGCACAUGUGUGGAGGACCCAGAAGAAGACCAUCUCAGACUCAGGCUUUGUCCUCAAAGACUUGGAAGCAUUGGCCAAGAAGAGCCCACGGCGUCUGCUCAGGACCCUGGAGAUCUAUCUGGCCCGGGUCUCAAAGGGCCAGGCCUCCUUGUUGGGAUCCCAGAAGCAUUGUGGGCCACAAGGCCAUAACUCCAAGGAUCUCACCUUCACUGGUGUGUGUGACCUGCAGCCUCACUCCUCUGAAGGUGCAGGACUGAUCUGACCAAACCCAGAGACAGACGGGAGGAAGAUUUGGUGGCUAGGCGACAAGCACUUUCAGAAGGUGUGUGGCUAGGCCAAGCCCCUUACCGCCUCAGCAGGUGAGAUUAGGAAGCUCUUGGAUUUGGUUAAAGAAAGGCAAGCACCUUCACCAGCCUGGAACAUUCUCGAGCACUAGACUUGACCCCUUCUCUGGACCAAGGAGAACUCUGUUCAUUCCCAGAUGGGAUCCAGUCUACAGUGUUGAAUUCCAGAUAUCUCAAUUUGAGGGAACAGAUCCUGAGGGAACAGCCUUACCAGGUAUUCCCAUAACCCCAUCUGGGAGGAAAUUCCCAAGUAGAAGAAGCUAGAAUUCCAACCCCCUAACAGCAAUUGGGCUCCACUGUUAGGAAUUCCAAGAGGAAAAAAAAGUGGUAAUGGCUGCAGCCAGCAGAGGGCAGCAUAACCUAGAAGAAACCUCUGCCUGGCUGACGGUGGGGUGGGGAUGUGCUUUUCCCUCCAGCCACGGCAUUUUCAGGGCCCUCUGAGCUUCUAGUCCUUACACUUGCCUAGCCUUCGCUUACCCCUCUCUUCCCCACAUUGUUUAUGAUGUAGAAAUGGACAAGUGGCUACUUUAGGAUCUCUGUGGCUGCACCAUCCUAACCACCUCUAGGCUGGAGCCUCUUGUGGAAGCUGACCCUUCCUUUGAUGGUUUUCUGGCCUAGUUGGGUAAAGAAGGACAUUCACUUAAACACCAGCAAUUUUUAAA